AUGGAACUGCUGUGCGUGGAGGGGGUGAUCCGGGCCAAGCGGGAUCCACAGCUGCUAAGGGACCGCCGGGUCCUGCAGAACCUCCUGAGUCAGGAAGAGCGCUACAGCCCCCGGGUCUCCUAUUUCCAGUGCGUGCAGAAGGAGAUCCAGCCCUACAUGCGGAAGAUGUUGGCUUUUUGGAUGUUGGAGGUUUGUGAGGAACAGAAGUGUGAAGAAGAGGUUUUCCCCUUGGCCAUGAAUUACUUGGAUCGUUACCUGUCCUGUGUCCCCACCCGCAAAAACCACUUGCAGCUUCUCGGGGCUGUGUGUAUGCUCCUGGCCUCCAAGCUGCGAGAGACCAUGCCUUUAACAGUGGAGAAACUAUGCAUUUACACAGACAAUUCCAUCACCCCACGUGAAGUUUUGGACUGGGAGUUUUUAGUCCUUGAGAAGCUAAAGUGGGACCUAGUAUCAGUGAUAGCCAAUGACUUCUUGGAUCAUAUUCUCCAGCGGCUCUCACUUCCCCAGCAGAAGGUGGACUUGGUGAAGAAGCAUGCACAAACGUUCAUUGCAUUGUGUGCUACAGAUUACACAUUUGCUAUGUAUCCCCCGUCCAUGAUCGCUACUGGAAGCAUUGGAGCGGCAGUCCAUGGCCUCUCUACCUCAUCCGAUGAUUUUUCUGGCGAAGAACUCACAGAACUGCUUGCUAGCAUUACUGGCACAGAGGUGGACUGUCUGAAAGCAUGUCAGGAGCAGAUUGAGGUUGCCUUAGCAGAGAACCUGAAACAGACAUCACAGCCCCGGCAAGAGUACAGCCCCUCCAAGGAUGCCGUUUACCCCGACAGCCAGGAUGUCAGCCUGACCAGCACACCUACGGAUGUCACAGACAUCAACCUGUGACCAGCCCCUCCCUCUGAUCACCCAGCUCCCAGCAAGUAGAACUUAACGCAGGAAAAUAAGCCUCCCGGAACAUUCUGCCUGUGCAAUGUGAUCACUGAAGAAUAAGGGGAGUGGGAGAAAAUGACCCCAUGAGCAUAACCUUUGUAAUGAGACCGUGUGGGAUUUGGGUCUUGGAGGAAUGGUGUGGGAGGGACUCCAAAAGGGAAUAGGCCCCUUGCAGUUGGACUGUUUCUGCCUUGCUAGCCUGGUUUUUCCUAGGAUCAGGGGACCUUCCUGUGGCGUUUUGAGCCACGCUUGAACGCGGGAAGGAUACGUGAGCUUAACGUCAUUUCAAAAGUUCUUCAGUUUGGGUUUGCUUUAUUGGAGGACGCGCUGCUGAUCACUGCUGUUUUGUCCCAAUCUUUGCUGCAUGCCUAUUGCAUGUGUGUCAAGAGAGAAAACGCACUUUUGUUAUAUAGACCGCCUUCACCUUAACAUGAAGAAGUUGAAACAUGCACCUGAGACAUCCUUGACUGAAUCCGCUCUGCUCAUGCAGCCAUGUGUGGGCACCUGGUAGAGAGAGACCAGGCUAUAUUUAAAGUCCAGCACUGGAAUCUCUCUACCAGUCCCAAGGAAGUCUUAGCUCUCCUUUGAUUAUUAAUAGUAGCACAAUCCAUAAACCCUUCAGAGUCUUUUAGCCCGUUCAGGAGAAUUGAGUGGGUUUUGGCUCGCUAUUUGUAGGUGCUUGUAAAGUGCUGCUUUCCAUAUAAAAUAUUGGGGGUUGGGGAGAACCCCCUCUUCACUAGAUACCCAAGGGGAAAAUUUCUACUUGCUGCACCAGUUGCCUUCUCUUACUCCUGUGAGACCAGAGUCAUUUUAUUUAUUGUAAGGGUCAAACCUUACAAAGCUGUCACAGAGCACGAUCAGAAGCUCAGUAGGGUAUGUUGUCCCGAUUCAUCCCUUUUGCCAUAUAACAGAGUGCCUUAAUGUCCUUCCUCAUCCUCCUUCAUACCUCUCUGGGCUGCUUACUUUGAUAGUGUCAAGGUCAUUCCCAAUCAGAGUACACCCAACAAGUGCUGCUAUACUUGUAUGUACAAAUCCCUCCUGUCUUCACUGCCAAAAAAGAAA
This is a messenger RNA of Lacerta agilis (Sand lizard), 1986 nucleotides long. RefSeq names its product cyclin D3 (gene CCND3). The transcript has 5 exons. Gene Ontology annotation, cellular component: cytoplasm; nucleus; cyclin-dependent protein kinase holoenzyme complex. NCBI's taxonomy places the organism in Eukaryota, Metazoa, Chordata, Lepidosauria, Squamata, Lacertidae. Gene Ontology annotation, molecular function: cyclin-dependent protein serine/threonine kinase regulator activity. Bases 1 to 879 code for a protein of 292 amino acids. Gene Ontology annotation, biological process: positive regulation of G1/S transition of mitotic cell cycle; regulation of cyclin-dependent protein serine/threonine kinase activity; mitotic cell cycle phase transition. The record is from RefSeq and is a predicted model, not a curated record.